CUUUGUUCCAAAUACAUAACCUCCGGGAUUUUUCUCUUAUCAACUAAAAGUUUAUAUUUAAUAGAUAUUUAGUUUUGUCUUGUCUUUUUUUCAACAUCUGAAUUAAAGUUUAGUAAAUAUGUCGCGGUAUACAGAGCUUAUGAAACUUCAAACGAAGUAUUCAAUGAGAAUGAAUUAUCUCAAAAACAAAAUAUUUGGUGAAGUUACAAGACCAACUAAUUCUAAAUCAAUGAAGGUUGUGAAAUUAAUGAGUGAGCAACCAAUACAAAAAAAUCCUGAAAAAACUGAUGCUUACUACCCCAGGUAUGAGCAAUUGAAUGUAUUAAUGGACCAUUUGAGAAACUAUGGUCUAUUUCGUGAUGAACACAAAGAUUUCCAAGAGGAAAUGCGUAGGCUUCGUGCGCUCAGAGGCAAAAGAAUAUGGGGGACAGAAAAGAAGACGAAGAAGAAAGAAUGAAUUUAGUUAAAUAUUACUUAAAAUUGUAUAUAUUUUUUAGAUAUGACUGUUAUAUUGAAAAAAUAAGUUAAAUAUUCAUAUAUGCAUAUUUAUAUUAAAUAUGAUUAAAAAUAAUCUAACAAAG
Messenger RNA from Nezara viridula (southern green stink bug), 581 nucleotides. Lineage: Eukaryota; Metazoa; Arthropoda; Insecta; Hemiptera; Pentatomidae. The record is from the annotation of a GenBank genome assembly.